AUCUAUUUCUUCCGCUUACGCUCCUUGUGUGCGGUAGAACACAAAACCCCCAAUUGGUCCAUCCCAUACCACCUACCCCGGUUGAAUCUCUCCCCUACCCGAUCGCAGGCCGAUCGGUGGCGGCGAUGGUGCGGGGGCGGGGGCGGGGGCGGGGGCGGCGCGACAUCGAUUGGUAUACCGUAUUUCUAUCCUACUACUCUAACGACGGUGCGAUCGACGCUAGCACCAACUCCCUUGCGCCAGCGCCUAACGACGGUGCGAUCGACGCUAGCACCGACUCCCUUGCGCCAGCGCCGCAAGCCCCCACAUCUCCAGGCAGCCGCCAAAGGUCCGAGGAGUCGCGCAGCGAGUUCGAGCGGUGCUUUGGUGUGCGCAGCACCGGCGUGCAGGUGGAUGAUGGCGCACCCUUCCGAAUCACCCGUCUAGCGGGCAAGGCUGCUGUUGAUUUUGGACGGGAUAUGGAUGUUUCUUCUACUUCUAAGAGCGUAUGUGAUUUCAGUCCAGUGGAUGAGGAUGUGCAACGGGAACAUGUGAGCCAGGAACACCGUUCAAAGUCAUCUCCAAAGUUCAGUGGGCACAAGAAGAAUUGUGGCCAGCUACCCUUGAAUAAAAGGAAAAGCCAGGGCCAUGGUGGAAAAAGGAAACCUUCCAUGAACAACGAGAGGGCUGAUGCCACUGAUCCCGAAGAGUCCGAUUAUAAAAGUUUACUUCCCAGUAGAUUCUCUAAAAGGAGGAAGCAACAGCUUCAGAAUUCAUCUUCUAUUCAUUCUCGAGAGGUUCAAGAUGUGGUUCUACUGGAUGAUGAAGAUGUAGAAUCUAAGGAAGACGUAAACUGUGAGAUGUCUGACAGAAUGAAUGAACCUAAGAUCUACUACCCAUCAAGAGAAGAUCAAGAAGCUAUCGAGCUCACGAGAUCUGAUAUUAAAUGUCUUGAUCCUGAAGUAUUUUUGUCUUCACCGGUGAUAAACUUCUAUAUCAAGUACAUCAAAAGGACCAGAUUGUGUAACGAAAAUUUCAGAGACAAAUUCUACAUAUUUAACACACAUUUUUUUGGAAAGCUUGAAGAAGCAUUGUAUAAGCCGCGUGACUUUCCAAAGUUGAGAAGAUGGUGGAAAGGUGUCAAUAUAUUCAAUAACGCAUACAUCAUCUUGCCGAUCCAUGCGAAGGAACAUUGGAGCUUGGUAAUCAUUUGCCUUCCUCCAAAAGAGAGAAGUUCAGAACCAAUCAUACUUCAUCUGGACUCCCUAGGGAUGCAUUGCAGUAAUAAGAUCUUGAACAUAGUUGAGAGGUACAUUGAAAAGGAAUGGCGCUUCUUAUCCGUUGCAGAGCAAGCAUGGCCGUGUCUUCUAAGUGAUAUACGCAAGGAAACUGUCCAGGUUCCACAGCAGAAUAAUGCAUACGACUGUGGUAUCUUCAUGCUUUAUUAUAUUGAACAGUUUAUAAAAGAGGCACCAGCAAGGUUCACAACCGAUAAACUUGGCAUGUUUAGUCGCAGUUGGUUCAAACCAGAAGAAGCAUCUGGUCUAAGGCAGAGAAUAAGAGAGCUACUGCUGGUAGAAUUUGAAAGUGCUAGGCUGGAUCAGUGUUGCAGAAUCAGUGUUGCAGAAUCAAGGGAGAGAAUAAAAGGCAUCGGUGAUUCAGAAUCAGAUGAAGCAACUGGGGAGGUCAUUGGUAGCACGCAAAUUCCAGUUGCAGUUAGUGACAGCGGUGUGAAAAGAUCAGAGCAGAAUGAGGAGGCCACUGGUAGUAGCAUGCCAAUUCCGGAUGCAGUUUGUGAGAUCACUGGGACCAAGGUGUGGAUCACAAGAGUUUACAGACCAACAAGUGGAACAACGUUGGACUUGGACCCUGGCAAUGGGCGUUGGAGCAGCGGCGGAUCCAGCAGUAAUGCACGCAGGGCAUUCAUAGAACAUUUCUCUCGAAAAUAAUAAGAACCAAGAGCACUAUUUGAACUAGACAUCUUUGUUCAUUGUUUUAAAGAAAACAUGGUACCUCUUGCGUUCUCAGGAAGAUGGGAAAUAGUGACAGAUGUUGUAUGCUAUUCUGAGGUGCCUGUUGUCGCUGGCCAGACGUUGAGUCCAGUAAGGUCAGGUACCUGUUGUUAAUUUGUUUAGAACCUUUCAACAAACCGAAAACUUAGCAUGCACUGCUUGGCGAUGCUUGA
Sorghum bicolor (sorghum) is the source of this 2164-nucleotide messenger RNA. RefSeq names its product ubiquitin-like-specific protease 1C. Gene Ontology annotation, molecular function: cysteine-type peptidase activity. Bases 126 to 1928 code for a protein of 600 amino acids. Lineage: Eukaryota; Viridiplantae; Streptophyta; Magnoliopsida; Poales; Poaceae. Gene Ontology annotation, biological process: proteolysis. The record is from RefSeq and is a predicted model, not a curated record. The transcript has 14 exons.